AUAAAUAAAAACCGGCCUACUCGGCCCAGUGCCCACUCGGUCUAGUUAUGUUCUGUACGCGGUCUUGAUAUUUAAUCUCGGCAGUGACAUUUUGUGUUAAAAUAUUGUAAAAUAUAUAGGACUGAUGUCAGCAUUGGCUGCGGAACUUGUGGCGCCAGAGGCGACGGGGCGUGCAGAUGCAGAACAGAUACAAGUGCGAAUGAUGCGGCGCGAAGACGCGGCGGCCGUGCACGAGAUGAUACAUGAAUUAGCGACGUUUGAGGGAGUACCCGACGGGCCGAAGCUCAGCGAGCAGGAUUUAAUAGAAGACGGUUUCGAAAGCUCACCAUCGUGGUUUUUUGGACUGGUAGCCGAGAAGGACGGGCGGAUGGUAGGGCACGCGAUGUGCAACCGUGCGUACUCGAGCUGGACACGUCGCGCCUUCUACAUCGAGGACCUGUACGUGCGGCCGACAGCGCGCCGCGGCGGCGUCGCUCGCCGCCUGCUGCAAGAGCUCUGUAGGAUAGCGGUAGCGGAGGGCGUGCACCGCGUGGACUGGCACGUGCUGGAGAACAAUGCCGACGCGCUGGCAUUCUACUCGCGACUCGGAGCACGCGACCUGCGACUCACGGAGGGCCGCGCUGCGCUGCGCCUCGACCGGCCGCGCAUCGAGGCCGUCGCUGGAGGACACUUGCUGUCUGCCGUCAAAGGCGAAGCGGUUGAACCUGCACUUAAUAGUUAAAAUUACAACUAUUUUGUUAAUUAUGUGUCUCAAGUUUAUAGUUUAUACUUUUUUUUUACUUUAAUAUCUGCUACGAGUGACAUGGUUUUAAGACCAGUAUUUAAUCAUGAUUAAUAGAUGAAAUAUUUUGAUGUUACAUAAAUAAUAAAGAAAAAUAAAAAACCGACAACUAUGUAUAGUAUGUAUAGUAUGUAUACCAACCCAAUGAGUGCAAAUAAUAAAAUAAAACGAAAAAUCAUAUCAAAAAUAACGAAAACCUUACAUGCAGUCGGUGCAGCCGAGUCUGACCUCUCAGAAAUCAUUUUUAGAAUCCUGCUUUCCCAUAUACGGCGUUCACUAGAACUCUAAAAGUAUCUUUGUAUUAUUUAUAUACCUUUACGUAUAUUGUAGACCUUUUUCAUUUCAUAUAGGUAGGCUGACUGGAAAAUCGAAUGGGAGACUUGAGGGUGAGAGGGUGAGUGGCCACCACUGCCGAGAGACAUUGGUACCUCAAGAUAAAUAUUACUAAAUCCUUACAAAAAUAAUGCGCCACCAACGUUGGGAAUUAACUAAAGUGUUAUGUCCCUCAUGUGUUAUGUACUUACCGGGGCGCACUCAUCCUUUAAAGCGGAACACAACCCUAUUAAGUAUCGCUAUUUAGCGGUAGAACAUAGUUUAUUUAUGU
Vanessa atalanta (red admiral) is the source of this 1385-nucleotide messenger RNA. Its product is annotated as thialysine N-epsilon-acetyltransferase-like. The transcript has 4 exons. Gene Ontology annotation, molecular function: N-acetyltransferase activity. The record is from RefSeq and is a predicted model, not a curated record. NCBI's taxonomy places the organism in Eukaryota, Metazoa, Arthropoda, Insecta, Lepidoptera, Nymphalidae. The coding region runs from base 125 to 721 and encodes 198 amino acids.